Penicillium nucicola is the source of this 1671-nucleotide messenger RNA. RefSeq lists its product as uncharacterized. The coding region runs from base 1 to 1671 and encodes 556 amino acids. Lineage: Eukaryota; Fungi; Ascomycota; Eurotiomycetes; Eurotiales; Aspergillaceae. Gene Ontology annotation, molecular function: zinc ion binding; DNA-binding transcription factor activity, RNA polymerase II-specific; DNA binding. The record is from RefSeq and is a predicted model, not a curated record. Gene Ontology annotation, biological process: DNA-templated transcription; regulation of DNA-templated transcription; response to xenobiotic stimulus. The transcript has a single exon.
AUGUUCCAACCAGGGUCAUUACGCAAACGCGCUCGAAUAGCAUGUGACCCAUGCAGAGAACGCAAAAGAAAAUGCGACGGCGUCGAUCCCUGCACCCCCUGCACUCGAUGGGGCUAUGACUGCCAUUAUCAGAGUCAACGGCGAAAGCGACGAGUUACCAAGGAACAAUCUGAACCGGAAGCCCCAAACGUAGCGAAGUCUCCAGUACAUCAAGAUGUGACAACGGAUACUCAUGGACUAGUGCGUCGCCUGGAGGCCAAUUCCGGUGCUGCAUUCGUGCGCAAGAUGGGGUUGAAAAUUAAUCCCGCAAAAGCGCCGAAGCUGAGCUUGUUUGGGUGGAACAUUGGUACUCGGAAGCUAUCAUCGGGAUUUAACGGCGUCAGUGCUCAUCUGUCCAUUACGGAGAUUACAUCUUUGGAACAUAUGAGGAGCCUUGCUCAGGUCUACUUUGAUAAAGUAGAUCCAUGCUAUGGGUUCAUUGACCGAGAUCAGUUCUUUGAACGGCUAGAGGCCCGCUGGCAGUCAUCAUCUGUUAGCAAACUGUAUGAUAGUGUUCUGGGGGGUGUCGCAGCUAUUGGGUGUCUUUUCUCACAACGAAAAAUGUCCGCCACAGAAUUACAUCUAAGCGGAUCAGCACAAUCUAUUCUGGAGAUGCAUGUUAUGCCUGGGACUCCAUCGAUAGAACUUCUCACUGGAUGGACGCUACGAGUCGUCUAUUCGCGAAUGACAGAUCUCCCACACUCAACAUGGAUAGCCAGUUCAAGAUUGAUGCAUCUGAUAGAAGCGGCGGGAUUCCAUUUGGAGUCUACAGACUCGGUACUUCCAAGCAGCAGUUCCACCGCACAAUGCGAUCCGGAAAUUCAAAGGAGACUAUUCGGUGUGGCACAGCAUCUGAAUAUGUGGACUUCCUUUGACCUAGGUUUGUCAAGGGUUACUUUUCAAAAUAAUGAUCUGCCACUCCUACCAUCAACAAAAGCUGGCGACUAUACAAACGAGCUUCUUGGUCUCUUGCCUAUAUCAGCAAGUCUGGAUCCUGGACAGUCAAAGGAAGACGAUAAGGAUCUCAAACUAACAUUGACGGAAGUGUUGGAUAGAGUCCAUAAGGAACCACCUUCCAUCAUGGCCCAAUGCAAUCUUGUACUCUGCAUCCUUCGGAGAAUGCAUAGCCAGAAUCUUGACAUAUCCUCUUCUCUCGCAGAAAGGGUCCUGGCACUGCUGAAGAAUGGACUCGGUUGCGCCGUGAAAAUGGCAAGCAGCUGCUCUCCCUGGCACCAAAUGGCAAAUGUGCCCUUUCAGAUCAUUUGCGUUUUGCUUGUGAUGGAUACACGCUCAUCACUGGCGAUGCUCUCGGAGGCGAUGGAGACAUUGAAGCUUGUUGCAUUAAAUUAUGAUACAGAAACUAUGAGGGAGGCAUGGAGUGCAGCCAGACUUUUGGUGAUGCUUUAUCAGCAACGCAGGAAGGAUGACAUAGCAAUCUUCAGUGAGGCUUUGAGCAUGGAAUCACAAGAAACCACAGUCGGGCCGUCUCCACAGGAUGAUCCGAGUGCAGAGGAGUAUUCCUGGCUAGGAGCUUUGGUUGCUGAUUUACCGGGCUUGGACAGGAUUGACCUUGAUCAGUUCCUUAGUGCAGAUAUGAUGGGUAGUACAAGUUUCCUCGGAGGAACUGCCUGA